This is a messenger RNA of Anopheles bellator, 1280 nucleotides long. Its product is annotated as probable methylthioribulose-1-phosphate dehydratase. Lineage: Eukaryota; Metazoa; Arthropoda; Insecta; Diptera; Culicidae. The transcript has 8 exons. Gene Ontology annotation, molecular function: metal ion binding; methylthioribulose 1-phosphate dehydratase activity. The record is from RefSeq and is a predicted model, not a curated record. Bases 254 to 1024 code for a protein of 256 amino acids. Gene Ontology annotation, cellular component: cytoplasm.
GAAGAAAAGAAUAUAACUAUUAUUUCCAAAUUGUAUGUUAUUGUAGUGUUAUUGUAUUCUGAUCGAAUCUAUAAUACACAUUCCUGCUUGCUUAAGUGGUAUGGGGAUGAAUAAUUACCUAAAAUGACAGUUCCGUUACGGAACAAAUACUCCAUAAACAUUCGGUCUCUGUUCUGCCCUCUGGCAACCAAAAACUGCUGUAAUUAUUACUGUAGCUAUAUUCAGUGCAACACCAACAAGGCACUACACGAACAUGGCUUCUGGAAGGUCAUCGAUUUAUCAAGAUUUAUCUGAGAUUUAUGAUAAUGUUAUCAAUAAGGAGCAUCCGCGUAAGCUGAUUCCUGAGCUUUGUAAACAGUUUUACAAUCUUGGAUGGGUUACAGGAACUGGUGGCGGUAUAAGUAUAAAACUGGAUAAUUAUUUUUUGUUUUAUAUGCACCUGUCUUGUCAUGCUUCACUAUUCAGUGAUGAAAUCUACAUUGCCCCAUCGGGUGUGCAAAAGGAACGAAUUCAACCAGAUGACCUCUUCAUCCAGAACAUCGAGGGAGAUGAUUUGCAGACACCACCUGAUUAUAAAAAGCUAACCAAAAGCCAAUGCACACCGCUUUUCAUGCUGGCUUACAAGGACCGCAAUGCUGGUGCUGUUAUCCAUACCCACAGCCCAGCGGCGGUGAUGGCAACGCUGCUCUGGCCGGGAAAAGAGUUCCGCUGUACUCACUUAGAGAUGAUAAAGGGUAUUUACGAUUACGAACUAAACCGUAACUUGAUGUACGACGAGCAACUGGUGGUACCGAUUAUAGAGAACACAUUGUUUGAAAAAGACCUGGAAGAAUCAAUGGCUAAGGCGUUACGAGACUAUCCUGGAACGUCUGCCAUUCUUGUGCGUCGCCAUGGUGUGUACGUUUGGGGGCACAAUUGGCAGAAGGCAAAGACGAUGGCUGAAUGCUACGAUUACCUUUUCUCAUUAUCAGUGGAAAUGCACAAGGUUGGACUAGACUCGGAUGCCGUACCGAAACGGCACUAAAUAGGGAGUAGCUCUGUUAUACACGUAAACACGUUAUUGAAGCUAUAUGCAAAACAAAUAGCUUCACCAAGAGAAUCAUAGUUGUUAUCAUGGGAUUGUCCGUGAAAUUGUACGAUGUAUUUGUACCGUUGAAUCCUAGUAAAAGGAUACACAAUCAUUCACCUCCAACAUCACUAAUCACGCAUAGGAAUAGGAAUGCGUCGACGUUCUUUCUCAAGCAAUUUGAAUAAAUAAUGAUUAGGAGUUUUGUAUGGAA